AUGAUUAAUAGUAAUAAUGAUGAUAAUAAUCGUUUUGAAAUAAUUUAUCGUUCUGAAUAUGAUGAUGUUAAUUUUCGAUGUGAUUUAAAUGAUGUUGCUUGGUGGAAAAGACCAAAUUUAUUAGCAACAAGAUAUGGUGUUAUUCUACCAAAAUUUCGUUCAAAAAUAUUUUUUGAACAAAUUAAUGAUAAUAUUAAUUCACAAAUAUUAAAUAUUCGACAAUUAAAAUCGAAUGAUUCAGGAAUUUAUGAAUGUGAAACACUUGGAGCUAUUCGACAAUUUAAUUUAAUUGUUUUAGUUCGUCUUACAACUGUUGAAUUUGGUGCUCAAUUAAUAUCAUCAUACGAUUCAACAAACAAUCAUAUAUCAAAUCAAACUGAUCAUAAUCUCUUACAUCAAUCAUUAAGAUCAAAUAAUGGAUCUAUAUAUUUACGUGAACAUGAAUUAAUACGUCUUACAUGUGUAGUCUCACGAGCUUUACCAGCUGCUAUUCUUCAUUUUCCAUUUCAUAUUGAUUAUUAUAUUGAAAGAAAUUCUACAAUAGAAAACGACGAUAAAACAUAUCGAACAAUACUUAUUUUAAUUCUUCGUAUAAAUCGUUAUUUUCAUAAACGUAUAUUUCAUUGUGAAGCAACACAAAUAAAAAUACAUGAUAAUGAUAAUCAACAAGAACAACAUCGAAUUCUUUCCAAUAUUCUUCAACUGGAUGUUGCUUACAGUCCAAUAUGUUCUCGUAAGAUAUCAUUUGUGCCUGAAUUUUCUACUGGUAUUCAUCGCCCAAUUAAUUUAACAUGUCAUAUGAUUAAUGGAAAUCCUACAAAAAUCAAUUUUACUUGGCAUUUACCAAACGAAAAUAUACGUUUAGGACAUUAUUUAAAUAAAACAUCAAGCUAUAUUACAAUAAUACCUAAUUACAAUACUGAUUUUGGUCAAAUUACUUGUCGAGCACAAAACGAAUUAGGUUUAUUUGGGGAAUGUCAUUUUAAUAUGGUUUUAGGAGGUAUACCCGAUCCAAUAGAAUCAUGUCAUUAUACAUAUUUAAAUUCAACAUUAACUGUAAAUUGUAUGGCUGGAUUUCAUCAAGGUGAUGAAGACUUUUUUUGUUAUAUGUAUAAACGACAACAGAAUGGUUCUUAUUCCGAACAUGCUCGUUUGAAAGGUAAUUGUGCAUUUAUUCUUCCUGAUCUUAAACCUGAAUAUCAUCAUGAUUUUCGUGUAUUUACAAAAAAUAAAUUUGGAGAUAAUUUUGAUCGAAGUUAUUCAAUUCAAGUUGGAAAAUCAAGAGUUGAAUCCUUUGCAGAUAAAACUGGUAUUUCUUGGCCUUAUAUGGCUUUAUUUAUUAUCGGUGCAUGUCUUGCUUCAUUUGUUCUAAUUUGUUGGUCUUGUCAUAAACUACGAAAAACAAUGUAUUAUCGGCGAAAAACCGAAACCGAUUUUGACAAUCUUACUUAUCGAAAUCAUAAUUCUCAUCAUUCACAAAAUGGUCCCAAUGGUAAAACAUCUUUAGUACAUUUAAAACAGAAUGGCAAUGGAAUAACAUAUCCUGUUCGUCCUUAUCGUACAAAAGAUUAUAUAGUAUCUUCUGAAGCAUCUACAUUACAUCGUAAUAAUCUAUCCCAUAAAAAUGAAUCUUCAACUGAAGAUGAAAUAAGAUCAAAUCAACGAAGUACAUUAAAAGAAACUGAUCUUGAUCAUAUACUUCAUUUAUCUAAUGAACGUUCAGAUGGAACAAUAUCAACAAUGAAAACUUUACUUAUAAAUCGAAAUCAUACUAUUUAUUCUCCAAUUGAUUCUCAAAAAGAACAAUAUAAUGAAUCAAAUCAAUAUCCAGGAACAAUGCAACGUCGUUCAAGUUUUCAAGUAGCAACAAAAUUAAAUAGUUUAGAUUUUUAUACAACACCUGAAUCAUUUUAUUUUCUUGAUAAACAAGUAAUAAAACCUACUCAACGUAAUCAUUAUUCACCGGAACAUGAACAUAAUCGCGAAAAAAAUCGUGAUCAUUCUUCAUAUACGAAAACAGAUUUUAAUCGACAAAAUAGUCUUAUUGUUGAAAAUCAUUUAUUAACAAAUGAAUAUUUAAAUACAACAAAUUCAACUAAUGAUCAAAAAUGGUCAGAAAUGAAUUCUAUGAAUGACUAUAAUCGAGAAAAUUCUAAAGAUGAUAAAAAAUUUAUUUUAAAUACUAAUGAUAGAAACUAUGAACGCUAUCGUGAUGAUGGUAUUUUUGUGUAA
Messenger RNA from Rotaria sp. Silwood2, 2232 nucleotides. The record is from the annotation of a GenBank genome assembly. Lineage: Eukaryota; Metazoa; Rotifera; Eurotatoria; Philodinida; Philodinidae.